Messenger RNA from Puma concolor (puma), 666 nucleotides. NCBI's taxonomy places the organism in Eukaryota, Metazoa, Chordata, Mammalia, Carnivora, Felidae. The record is from RefSeq and is a predicted model, not a curated record.
AUGGGUACCCGUCGUGCCCAGAGUUUGUUGUUCCUCCUCCUCCUGGGAGCCCCCUCCUUGGCCUCGGUGCAAAACUUAAAUUGUCACAAGGGCGUGCUCACCAGUAUAGAAGAGGACCCAAGCAGUAUGUUUAACUGGACCACGGAGAAGGUUGAGCGUUGUGAGGGCGGGUCAUUCUGCCAGGAAUCCCUUCUGAUGGUCAAAGCAGGGGCCAAGACCGCAGUUUUGGCCACUAAGGGCUGCAUCCACGAUGGGACGCAGGCGGUGACGUAUGUCCAGCACUCCCCACCCCCAGGCAUAAUCACAGUCUCCUACACCAGCUCUUGUGAGGAUUCCUUUUGCAACGGCAGAACGGACCUCCAGGAGCUCUGGAGGCCGGCAGAGACCCUAGAAGCCUCGAGAGCUCCCAGUACAUCAGUACCCUUCUACUGCCCAACCUGUGUGGCUUUGGGGACCUGUCUGACGGCUCCUUCCCUUCCCUGUCCCAAUGAUACAACUCAGUGCUACCAAGGAAGACUUCAGAUCACUGGAGGAGGCAUCAAUUCUUUUUUGGAGGUGAAAGGUUGUACAUCCAUAACUGGUUGCAGGCUGAUGGCUGGGUUCUUUACCAUAGGACCCAUGUGGGUGAAGGAAGUUUGUCCGUACCAGUCUCUCCCUCAACCCUGA